UAAAGGAGGAGGUGGACGCAGCAAGCUGGCUGUGACAGAGAAGGAACACUUCUUGGACACGCACGGGCGCGCACACAAACACAGGCGCGCACUCGGGGCAAAUAUUCAAACCCUAGAAAUCGUAAAGGUGCCGAAAAUCCUCCAGACAAGUUCGGUGGCUACAGUCCCAGUAACUAGCUAUGGAAGGAGUCCCAACUUCCCCUAGAACUGAACGCCCGCCGCUACGGGCUUCAGUUCCUUUUCUGCCUUCCAGGCAGAUGGAUAAGGCCAAUACUGCUCGCACAGCAGUGGAGAAGAAGCGGGGUGCCCAAUGCAAUGGGUAUUCUGCGAAGGAACAAUCCCGGCCAGAGCCGAAAGAACUAGAGAAAAAGCCCCGGGGCCAGGAGGAAAAGACUGCCCAGCAGGUGGACUACUGGAAGACGGAGCGGACUCGCAGCGUGGAAGAUAACGAGCUGAACCUGCCCAGUCUGGCGGGCGCUUACUCCACCAUUCUGCGCUCUCUGGGUGAGGACCCGGAACGGCAGGGACUGCUCAAGACCCCCUGGAGGGCGGCAACAGCCAUGCAGUUCUUCACUAAAGGUUACCAGGAGACCAUUGCAGAUAUCCUGAAUGAUGCUAUAUUUGAUGAAGACCAUGAUGAGAUGGUGAUUGUAAAGGACAUAGACAUGUUUUCAAUGUGUGAACAUCACUUAGUGCCAUUUGUUGGAAAGGUUCAUAUAGGUUAUCUUCCUAACAAACAACUUCUUGGCCUCAGUAAACUUGCCAGGAUUGUGGAAAUCUAUAGUAGAAGAUUACAAGUUCAAGAGAGACUUACAAAACAAAUUGCUGUAGCAGUCACAGAAGCCCUGAGGCCAGCUGGAGUUGGAGUGGUUGUUGAAGCAACACAUAUGUGUAUGGUAAUGCGAGGGGUACAGAAAAUGAACAGCAAAACUGUCACCAGCACAAUGUUGGGCGUAUUCCGGGAAGAUCCAAAGACCCGGGAAGAAUUCUUAGCGCUCAUUAAGAAUUGAAUUGAAAGCAUGUAAAACAUGAUCUGAAGAUUGUACUGCUGGUGGCAUUGUCUGUUUGUACAUUAUAUUUAAAGUCUUGCAGUAGUGAGGUUUUUUUUUUUUUUUUUGGUCAUUAACUGUCACUGAAAAUUACUUAUAGGAAAUAAAAAAUAAUAGCGAAACCCUGUGGUUUAUCAUUGCUACCUUUUUAGCAGUAAUGGGAAAGAAAGUUGCCCAUUAAGUUUAAAAUUCAUAAAAUCAUCACCCAGAAAAACUGAGGAUACUAGGAUUCAGAUGAGAAUUUAUUUUAUCAGAAUAUCCUGAUUAUUUAUGACAUUUAUGCUCAAUAAAUGUGAGCAUCAGAUAGGGAGUAUUGGGGGAAAUUAUAUUGAUUGUAGUAAGUUAAAAUGAUGCCAGUUCUCAAAGUGCUUUAAAAAAUUCUAAAUAUGCUAUGGCAUUGCUGUACUGACUGACAGUUCAGCAAUGCUGACUUUAUUGUGUCAAUUAAUUUAUCAUUUAUAAUAAUUUUAAAAUAUUUUCCUGUGUUUACUUAUUUUUGGCCAAAUUGUGCUUUUGGUCAUAAAUUCUUAAAAGAUCCAUAUGUUGGAUUUUAUUAUGAAUUAGUUAUAAAAAUACAUUGAUAUCUAACUUCUCUUAUUCAAUUGCCAGGAAUUGUAUUGUAGAAUUGUUUACUGAUAUAUUCUCAUGUCAACAUGCAGGGAUUUAUACAUUUAACUCUCUGUGCCUUGAUGAGAAUAUCACAUUAUUUACUUUGUAGUAAUAUUGAUUUUUAAACAAUUUUUAGAAAGAGAUUUAGUGUUAUUGAGCAUGUAAAUAAUAGUUUACACUGAUUUAUCUUUUGAAACCUCUUAGGAUUUAACUUGCGUGUUGCAUGUAGGACAUUCAAAACUUUUCUUUGACUACAAGUCAUUAGUUUCACAAAAUAUUUUUAUAAAUAUUUCCAGGAAACUUGAACUAUCUUUAUCUUUUCCAAGUCUAUAGAACCAGUCAAUGGCCAAUGUUCUAAUGAAAACCUCUCUCAAUGGUCAUUGUAAAAGCACUGUCAGAACUACUACCGUUUAUGUAUGGUAGUAAUAUUUUGUCUUCAGUGUGGCUAAGAUGAACCAAGCAAACUGGUGGAGGUUAUUUUAGCUUAGAAAAGUAUUUCUUUAUUAAUAGACAACUUGAAUUCGAUAUUACAGGGGCAUAGGGGGCACAAACUAAAAAAGAUUCAUUUGUUGAUGUCAAUGUAUUAUGGUUUUAAAAAUUUAGGUUUUUGUCUUUUUAAAAUUUAAAUAUUUGUUCUUCAAAUACAUCCCAUUACUAAGAAAAAAAUGUUUUCAUAAUCUAAAACCAAGUAUUUAGCUAUGUAUUGAACUAUUAGUCUAUUCUUUUUUUUUUUUUUUUAACUUUUUAUUGACAGAACCCAUGCCAGGGUAAUUUUUUACAGCAUUAUUCUUUGCACUCACUUCUGUUCCGAUUUUUCCCCUCCUUCCCUCUACCCCUCUCUCCCAGAUGGCAAGCAGUCCUUUAUAUGUUAAAUAGGUUACAGUAUAUAUUAGUCUAUUCUUGCAUAGCCAUAUUAUUCUAUUCCUGAUCCCAUUUUACUUUUGAAAGGCAAUAGGAAAGACUUUAAAAAAAAAAAAAAAAAAAAAAGCUCUACUUCUAGUAAUAAAAUUUUUCUUUCCCCUGAUUUUCGUAGCCAAAUUGAAAUAAAAAUCCUAGGCUCCCCCAAAUCAGUUGUCUCAAUUAGUAGUACUUCUGUAUCUCUCCCAUAGUCUCACACAAUUAUUUCUUAGUUAUUUCACUCAGUGUUUUGAGCUAACUUUUAAAAGCAGAAUAUUAACGCCUCAAAAGCCAAGUCUGAAUUGUUUGAUAUUAUUUUAUAGCAAACACCAUAUGAACUGGAAGACCAAAGAAAUCUUUAGCAGCAAAAUUUUCUUUCUGUAAUAAUUUGAACUCUAUUUUGUUUAUGUACUCUCAUUGUUUUUCUGAAGGACCAUUGGGGGGGAAAAAAAAAAGCCAUAGGCUAUUCCUGUCUUUCAGUGGUACUGUCAAAAUGAUUACCUGUUUGUUUUUUCCUAUGAAUUAUCCUUCUAAUAUACCUCUUAAUUUUUCUUGGCCUUAGAUUGCGUUUAUUGUUAGGAAUUUAGAACUUGAUGCAUUUACUAUAUUAUAUAUUUGAUUCAAAUGAAACUUGUUUAAAUUUUAUGUAUUCGUGUAUAUGUUGUGUCUAUUUAAAAGUUGGUUCUAUUUAAAAUAUUAAAGUAUUGCUAUUCA
This is a messenger RNA of Antechinus flavipes (yellow-footed antechinus), 3269 nucleotides long. RefSeq names its product GTP cyclohydrolase 1 (gene GCH1). The transcript has 6 exons. The record is from RefSeq and is a predicted model, not a curated record. The coding region runs from base 180 to 1010 and encodes 276 amino acids. Gene Ontology annotation, cellular component: cytoplasm. Gene Ontology annotation, molecular function: GTP binding; zinc ion binding; GTP cyclohydrolase I activity. NCBI's taxonomy places the organism in Eukaryota, Metazoa, Chordata, Mammalia, Dasyuromorphia, Dasyuridae. Gene Ontology annotation, biological process: tetrahydrofolate biosynthetic process; tetrahydrobiopterin biosynthetic process.